Molecule: messenger RNA, 3361 nt
Organism: Fundulus heteroclitus (mummichog)
Lineage: Eukaryota; Metazoa; Chordata; Actinopteri; Cyprinodontiformes; Fundulidae
Gene: hnrnpub
Product: heterogeneous nuclear ribonucleoprotein Ub
Exons: 14
Coding region: 155-2614 (819 amino acids)
Biological process (GO): positive regulation of attachment of mitotic spindle microtubules to kinetochore; regulation of alternative mRNA splicing, via spliceosome; RNA localization to chromatin
Cellular component (GO): mitotic spindle microtubule; cytoplasmic ribonucleoprotein granule; nuclear chromosome
Molecular function (GO): RNA polymerase II C-terminal domain binding; poly(C) RNA binding; ribonucleoprotein complex binding
Source: RefSeq, a predicted model, not a curated record
CUCCCUCCACAGCUCUCUCUCCGCUGUUGAGGUACUGGUUUGCGUAGCCGGCGACAUUUGGCGUGGUUUCGAGCUACAUUUGUUAACAAAGGGCGACCGCGUAUUUAUUUAUUGUCGACUUUUAACAUUUUUUUCCUGCCGUUCAUCCGUCAAAAUGAGCACCAUUAACGUGAAGAAGCUCAAAGUGAACGAGCUGAAGGACGAGCUGAAAAAGCGGAAUCUUUCCGACAAGGGGCUGAAGGCCGAGCUGAUGGACCGCCUGCAGGCCGCCAUAGACGAGGAGGCCCUCGCCGGAGACUCCUCGGCGGCCCAGGAAGGCUCCGGGGACGACGGGCUCGAGCAGACGGCCGACCAGGAGGGCAUGGGAGAAGAAGAGGAGGGCGACGCUCCGGUAGAGGAGAGCAUGGAGGCCAACGAGGAAGAAGCGGAGAACGAGGACGACGGCAACGGCGUCGCCGAGGACGAAGAGAUGGGUGAGGGGGAAGACGGAGGGGACGAGGACGACGAAAUGGAUCCCAUGCUCAAGGCGGAUGUAGACGACAUGGAAAAAAUUGAGGACGGUGAGCCCGGAGAUCAAUCUGCAGAGGGGGAUGCGGACAAAGACACGAAUGCUGAUCAGAAGAAUAAGAAGGGUGUUAAGAGACGCCGGGAGGAACAUGGAAGGGGCUACUUUGAAUUUAUUGAAGAGAACAAAUACAGCUGCGCCUCUUUUAAGUCCCCCGUUCCCCCGUUGGAGGAAGAGGACGAAGAGUGUGACGACACGAAAGUCUGCCUGGAUACCUACAACUGUGACCUGCACUUUAAGGUGUCGCGUGACCGCUACAGCGCCUCCUCCCUCAUUAUGGAGAGCUUUGCCUAUCUGUGGUCUGGAGGAAAGGGGACCUACGGCGUAAACAGCGGCAAAGCCUGCUUUGAGAUGAAGCUCACCGAGAAGAUUUCAGUGAAGCACAUUUCCAGCAAGAACUUAGAAAUUCACGACGUGCAGGUCGGAUGGUCGUUGUCCACGGGCACGCUGCUGCUGGGAGAGGAGGAGUUUUCCUAUGGAUACUCCUGCAAAGGCAGGAAGACCACCAACUGUGUGACCGAGGACUUUGGGGAAACCUAUGAGGAGAACGACGUCAUCUGCUGCCUGAUCGACUUCGAGGAGGAGGAGGUUGUGCUGUCCUUCUCCAAGAACGGCGGCGAAGCGGCCGUCGCCUUCAGGGUCCCCAAGGACAGCCUGGGCGACCAGGCCCUCUUCCCACACGUCAUCUGUCGCAACUGUGCCGUGGAGUUCAACUUCGGCCAGAUGGAGACGCCCUACUUCCCUCAGCCUGAAGGCUACACCUUCCUGCAGCAGAUCCCCGUCAGCGAGCGGGUGCGGGGGCUGAAGGGGCCCCAGACCAAGGCCGACUGCGAGAUCAUCGUGAUGGUCGGCUUGCCCGGCUCGGGGAAAACCACGUGGGUCAAGAACCAAGUGGAGCAGAACCCCGGGAAGUACUACAUCCUGAGCAGCGACACCAUCGUGGACAAGAUGAUGAUCAACAGUUUGAAACGCCAGUCCAAGGACAUCACCAAGCUCAGCGCCAUCUCCCAAAGAGCUCCGCUCUUCCUGGGCAAGUUCAUCGAGAUCGCCGCUCGCAAGAAGAGGAACUACAUCCUGGAUCACACCAACCUGUCUGCGCCCGGCCAGAAGAGGAAGAUGUGUCUGUUUGCAGGCUUCCAGCGCAAGGCGGUGGUGGUCUUCCCCUCAGACGAGGAGUACAAGAAGAGAGUCCAGAAGAAGGUGGAGAGUGAUGGCAAGGAAGUGCCCGAGCACGCGCUGCUCAAGAUGAAGGGCUUCUACGCCCUCCCAGAGGAAGGGGAGAGCUUCAGCGAGGUCACGUACGCCGAGCUGCCUAAGGAGGACGCCGCCAAGCUGCUGGAGCAGUACAAAGAGGAGAGCAAGACCGCCCUGCCCGCCGAGAAGAAGCCCAACCAGGGGAGCUCCACCCCCAAGCGAUCCGGCAGCGGGGGCACGCCCCGCAGCGGGGGCUCCCGGGGCGGAGGUCCCCGCGGCGGCGGCCGGGGAGGCAAGAACCAGUUUGGACGCAGCGGACAGGGGCAGAGGGGCGGCGGCCGCGGAGGCUUCCAGAACAGAGGCAACUUCAGAGGAGGUCCCGUCCCUCGCGGCGGCGGCGGCUUCAGCCGUCCUCCCCGCGGCUUCCUUCCUCCGCCGGCCUUCAGGGGAGGGUUCGUCCGGCCCGGGAACUUCGGCAGGGGCGGUGGCCCCAUCCCCAGCCUGGGCGCGUCCCCCAGAGGCGGGCCCAUGAGGGGCAGCAUGGGACACCGGGGCGGGCCCAUGAACCGAGGAGGCCAGAUGAACCGAGGCGGUCAGAUGAGCCGAGGAGGAGGAGGAGGCGGAGGCAACAUGAACCGCAACGUGAACAGGGGACCCCCCGCCCACUUCCAGCAGAGAGGAGGGGGCCGUGGCAACUUCGGUCAGAAAAACAGUAACUACGGCAACAACAGGAACAGCGGCAGCUUUGGCAGCAGGAACGGCAUGGACAAGGCUCAGGCCUUCAACCAGAGCUGGCAGCAAGGGUUCUGGAACCAGAAGCCGUGGAGCCAGCAGUACCAGCCGGGAUAUUACUAAAACACUUGUUCUUAUGGACUGGUGGCUGACACUGAGAACCCACCACUAGCCACGGAACCUCCCUCCGCCCUGCUGUUUGAGUUUUGCUUCUUUAGAGCCCACUUUUAAUCGACGAGCGCCCCGCUGACCGGCGAGCCAGACGGACGGGAUUCACCUGGAGCGAGAACAUUCCACCAGAGGAGAGCAGGAAGCCCGGCUGUGGUCAGAGCGCCGUGGGCUCCGUCUAUUUACACCCAGGACCGUGGGCUCAGUCUCCUACACACUGUUUGUGGGUUUCCUUUUUGUUGUACAUUUUUUUUUAUUUUAUUUUUUUGUCCCCUCCCCAACCACUUUUUAAAUGACAUGAUUUUAAAAUUGUUAAAUCAGGAACAGAGACGGAUAAGUGGGUCAGUUUAGGAAUUUUUUUGGGUUUUGUUUUUUCUUUUGUUCAGGGUUGUGCGUUUUAUCCGUGCUGUGAUUUUAUUUUUUUCUUUUGAUUUGCUUUUUUUUUUUAUUACAAAUUGUAAAUAUUUUGUUUUUCUUUGUGUAGUUUUUGUCAGACAUUUAAAAAAUGUGAUUUAAAUAGAUCUGAAAGCAGGACAGAUUAUAUGGGUAGACUAAAUGUCAACGCUCUAAUGUUAAACAGUUAAGAGAAAAAAAAGAGACGGCAGAUAAGUGAUUUUUGUUUUCUUUGUUUUUGUCCCCAUCAUCAAAACUUGUAAGAUCACAGACCUACAAUAAACAACUUGUUUGCUUUUUUUACAUUCA